AUGACGAAACGUCAAGUCAUAUUUUCUAAGCGACGUAGUAGUUUACUAAAGAAAGCGGCAGAGAUUGCAAUUUGUUGUGAUGUGGACAUGUUGUUUGUCGCGUUCUCGCCUGCUGCUCGACUUGGUAAAUUCUGUAGCAAAAAGAGGAUUGAGAAUCUGGAGCUACAAAUCAAGAAGAGCACAUUGGAAUUGCAGAUUGUGGAUGCUAACAUAAGUUCAAGUAUCCAAGAGAGCAUAUAUCAAGAUCGGAUGGACAAAGGGAAGAGAGUAGCAAACAAUUUUAGAAAUUAUACAUAUACCCCUUCAUUUGCAAGUUCUUCACAGUCUAGAAAUAUACCAUUUUCUCAAAUUCAAGACCUGUCACCUUAUAUCCCAUUUCAGAGCCAACAACAAAACAUGGUGAUAGAUGUCCAGCAGAAUUCGACACAAACAUUUGUAAAAUCACAGGAGAAUACCAUGGGAAACAAUGAAUAUCAUGUUGAAAACACACUUGAGAAUGAUGCAUGGGAAUGGGAUGAUGUUUUCCUCAAUGAAGCUUUAAAUGGGGAAGAAUUCAGAAAUUUGGAUUGA
Messenger RNA from Solanum tuberosum (potato), 570 nucleotides. RefSeq names its product MADS-box protein JOINTLESS-like. The transcript is spliced from 6 exons. Gene Ontology annotation, molecular function: protein dimerization activity; DNA binding. NCBI's taxonomy places the organism in Eukaryota, Viridiplantae, Streptophyta, Magnoliopsida, Solanales, Solanaceae. The record is from RefSeq and is a predicted model, not a curated record. The coding region runs from base 1 to 570 and encodes 189 amino acids.